UUACUUUCCAAAAGUAUUCUCGAAGAAAAGCCCAUCACGAAAAGAAGCCCAUCAAAAGUUUGCAAAGAAAAAGAAGCCCUAGGCUUCUAUUCAAGGUUUUACGGUAUAUAUAGUGCAAAGCCAUUAACUUACUGCAAGUCAUGCUAACUUCUACUUAGGAUUGGAAAGGUAUGCAAGCAUUGAUCGGUAAGACUGGAAAAGAUGGACUUAAGCGGCGUGUCAUGGAGUUUAAGCUGGAAACAAGUGACACUGGUAUCGCAGAGAGGAGCAAGGCCAUCCUGGACGAAUUUGAUCUGGAGACUGUUAGAGAUGUCAGCGCUGGCGCUGCUGUCUUCUAUGCAUGGGGUACUGCUACCAUUGAAGAAAUUAUUGAUUACCACAACCAGAAAAAAGAUGGGGAAGAUGUCAGUGGAAAAGAAAGUGGUGCCAAGAAGACAAUUAAGCUUUCCACACAGAGUGGUACACUCACAGUUAAAAUCUAGCAGUAAGGUACAAUGUCAAAACAGCAAGAUGUUUUAAUUGUUUAAAUAAU
Messenger RNA from Anneissia japonica, 532 nucleotides. RefSeq lists its product as uncharacterized. The record is from RefSeq and is a predicted model, not a curated record. Bases 171 to 482 code for a protein of 103 amino acids. Lineage: Eukaryota; Metazoa; Echinodermata; Crinoidea; Comatulida; Comatulidae. The transcript has 2 exons.